CAAGAUGGCGAUAGACGUACUUCCCUUUCCUUUCUGAGAGGAAUUCCACCAUGCCGCCCAAAAAGGAUACAAAGGGAUCUUCAAAGCAGCCACAAAAAAUACAGAAGAAAAAGGAAGGAGGAUCUGGUGGUAAAGCUAAGAAGAAGAAGUGGUCCAAGGGAAAAGUACGUGACAAAUUAAACAAUCAAGUACUGUUUGAUAAGGGCACGUAUGAAAAAUUGUUGAAGGAAGUGCCGCUAUAUAAAUUGAUCACACCGUCAAUUGUUAGUGAAAGGUUAAAGAUUCGUGGAUCACUUGCCAGGAGAGCAUUGAUCGAAUUGCAACAAAAAGGACUUAUUAAGCAAGUUGUACAGCAUCAUGCGCAACUAAUUUACACGCGUACUACUAAGGGUGACGAUCCUGCUGCGUAAUUCAUUUUUACGCACUGUAUCAUAAUGUUUAAUAAAAAAUAUCAAUAAAC
Messenger RNA from Eufriesea mexicana, 460 nucleotides. It is a transcript of the gene RpS25, whose product is annotated as ribosomal protein S25. NCBI's taxonomy places the organism in Eukaryota, Metazoa, Arthropoda, Insecta, Hymenoptera, Apidae. The record is from RefSeq and is a predicted model, not a curated record. The coding region runs from base 51 to 410 and encodes 119 amino acids. The transcript has 3 exons.